GCGACGGUUUGAUACGGUGCCCUCUACAAAAGAGCAAAGUGGUCCACAAUUCUCACAAAUCACAAUCAAUUUUCAAAUAACUUAAGGCCUUUUCCUCUCUAUUGAAUUACCAGCAAUUGAUUCUCUCUUUAGGGUUCUAAAAUUCAAGUAAAGUAUAUUAGGGCUUUUCUCUCUCUAGUGAAUUAUAUAUUAGCAGCAGAGAUAACAAUGGAGUUAACAAAGGAAUCAGAGAGUUUACUCAACAAAAUCCGACCACCGCGUCUCGAAGAUGCAGGCCUGGAAGAUUGUGCACUACCGCCCGAAUCAAUCAAAGAAGCGUUUCUCAAAGCCGCCACUGCCGUACGAUCCAUCAUUUCGCAAUCGGACGACGAAGACGAAUCCGAAGGCCACUGUGUCAAAACUCCAUCGCCAGUUGAUGAUUCUACUAAGGAUGCACUUGUAGGAAUUACGGAGGGUAUUUCCGACAUUCCAGGAAAAUGCACUACAGAGAAAGGCGGCGGCGGUGGUGAAGUUCCGGAAGGGACGGCUGAUGACGUGCCAGUUGUAGGUGGUGCUGAGGUUCCGGAAGACGGUGGUGAUUUGGUGGAUGGAAUAUCUCUUCCGGAAGGGGGUCAAUCGUGUGUGGAUGGGUUGCAGGGUUUGGAGAUUGGGGGUAAAGAGGGGAAAAUUGAGAAAAAGGAAGUGAAGGAGGAAGAUGAAGAUGGAGAAGAAAAUGAGAAGCCAACUCUAGUUGAAGGUUAUGUUGUAUAAGCAUAAGGGAUAAUUCUCUAACUUUUUGUUGCAUAUCCUGUAAAUUUCUUGAAUAAUAUAGUACUAGUAUUAGAUAUGUACUAAAAGAUUGUCUAUUUGAAGUUAAACUUAUGGAUUUAUGUAUAAUCAUCUGCCUUUUUAUUUAUAUCUGAAGCUAAAAACUUUAACUUUCUGCAAUCAGAAGAGUGAGAUUGCAACC
This is a messenger RNA of Lycium ferocissimum, 949 nucleotides long. RefSeq lists its product as uncharacterized. The coding region runs from base 208 to 750 and encodes 180 amino acids. The transcript has a single exon. The record is from RefSeq and is a predicted model, not a curated record. NCBI's taxonomy places the organism in Eukaryota, Viridiplantae, Streptophyta, Magnoliopsida, Solanales, Solanaceae.